Molecule: messenger RNA, 501 nt
Organism: Protopolystoma xenopodis
Lineage: Eukaryota; Metazoa; Platyhelminthes; Monogenea; Polystomatidea; Polystomatidae
Source: the annotation of a GenBank genome assembly
AUGUUGAGCUUCCGAAGCAUUCUCUAUCGUGGCAUUCGACUACUCUUCUGGGCCGCAUUUUUUUAUUGGUUGAGAGGUAUACUUUUGAUCAAUAGCCUUAUCUUAACAAUUAAGCCUCCAAGCACUCUGGCUCGUAAUCAUUUUGGCCUCACCAGUGUCCUGCCUUAUACAUCUAACGAGUCGUUUAUAGAAGACCGAUUUCUCGUAGUCAAGUACAACCGCUUGAUGAUUCCUGGCAUUUAUGCUUGGAACACUCUUAGUUUCUCCGUCAUGCAUAUGAUAUUAUAUGGCCUGCCGACAGUCUGGAUGGACCUUGAGCAUCUACUUUUUAGGAAGCCCAAACAAGUUAGCAUCUCUGGAGUUACGACUUUAUCCGAGAAACAAGCUAGGCAAAAAUGUAUCUGGUCGGGAGGAGAAAUCGAGUUCUCUUGCCUUGCCCCAAGUCAACCCUCCUGCUUACUUGGAGUGCGCGAAGCUGGGCAGAUUUGGAAGUUAGGGUAA